AUGGUCUUUUUACAUUUUCCUUCUGCACUGACAGAAGAGGAGGAAAUUCUCAAACAGACCAUGGCGAAGCUGAAGAAAAAGAAAAAGCUAGUUCAGUCUCUGAAAGCUGCUGGUGGUAAUCAGGAGAAGGAAGCUGUUCAUAACAAGUCUGCCAAUAAGCCAGCUCCAGCUCCAUCUAUGGAUUCUGCAGACAAGGCCACAGAGCAAGCCAAGAAACUUGUUCAGUCUGGGGCCAUCAAAGUGACAGGUCAGAAGGAGAAAUCUGGGUUUAAACGGUCUAAAACAUUUGAGAAGAAAAAAGACAUUGAGAAACCUGCAGCUCCUGUGAGAUUUCAGCCCUUUAUGGCUUUCAAUUAUGAUGGACCGGAUGACAAGCAGCCGGUAUGUUGGGUCGACUUGGCUAAAUGUGAAAUAUAUGUUGUCUCUGCUGGUUAUGGAAACAGAAGCUACGACCGGCCUGAGCGAGAGCACAGGGAACCUCCAAAAAGAGGAAACACGCUGUAUGUCCAUGGGCUGGGGAUCAACGAGGACAUGCUGCAGAAGUCCUUCUCUAAUUUUGGCAAAAUUGUCAACAUUAACAUGGAGACGGACAAAAACACUGCAUUUAUUACAUUUGAAAAUAUGGAUGCAGCCGAACAAGCAAUUGCAGAAGUUAACGGAAGUAUGGUGAACAACACACAGCUCAGUGUGCAGAUGGCAAGACGUCAGCCAAUGCUUGACAAUUUAGGCGAGAACUCUUCUUCAGUGCCGUGGGCCAGUAUCGCUGCCAACAAUUCACAGAAAGGUUCUGCUCACCAAAGAAGGAGAGAUGUAGUGUCGUAUGAAGAUAUUUAA
Molecule: messenger RNA, 834 nt
Organism: Candidula unifasciata
Lineage: Eukaryota; Metazoa; Mollusca; Gastropoda; Stylommatophora; Geomitridae
Source: the annotation of a GenBank genome assembly